Molecule: messenger RNA, 588 nt
Organism: Microthlaspi erraticum
Lineage: Eukaryota; Viridiplantae; Streptophyta; Magnoliopsida; Brassicales; Brassicaceae
Source: the annotation of a GenBank genome assembly
AUGGCUGAGUACGUGGGCACAACUUUACCAUGUGAUAUGGAUUCAAACCAAGGGGUUCAUGAAAAAAAGAGUGUGCUUGAAGAGUUUCAAGAGGAUGUGUUUUCUUUUAAUGGAAAAUGUCUAAACUCUUUCUUCUAUUCCUCACUGGAGUCCAAGGAGAAUAGUUUUGCUGAACAUGAUGAGGGUGUAAUGGUGAAGAAAAGGGAUCAUAACAAGCUUAGUGAAUGUGUCAAAGGCGUCCUAGAUGGAGAAUGUCUACAAAGCUUGUUUGGUGAGCACAUGGGAAGAGUCCAAGAGAUGAAAGUGGGUGGAGCUGAAAUGGCUAAUCUGGGAACCACAAGAAAGAUGAAAGAACCCCAGUCUCUCUCCAUUGAUCCAUCUCCCAACAUACUAAGCUUGAUACCUUUAAGAUUUAAGGAUGGGAAGAUUGAGUACAAAGUCAAAAGCAAGAGAAAGUCUAAACCAUUCUCAAGUGCCAAAGCCGUCAUCAGUCCUAGCCUUCAAAGAGAUCCAAGCCAGCUUCAAGAGCUUCUCUCUCAAGUCCUAACCAUUACUCUUGAAGGCGUUCCACCUCUUACUCCUCACUAG